CAGGAUUACAAAAUAUGCAUUAUCAUGAUAUUAAUUGCAAUUUUUGUUCCGGACGAUACCGUGUGCUCAUUAUCGGAAACUUGUAAGGAUCGUUGUUUCAAUCGCUUGUCCGAUAACGAGAAUGAAUGCCGAUGCGAUUACAGAUGCUCAUCGUACAAUAACUGCUGUGACGAUUACGUCGACAUUUGUCUUCAACAGGAUACGGCAAAAGUGAGCUGUUUUGGACGAUGUUAUGAACCCUCUACUGUUAACGUAAAGGGAAGAUGCGCCUGCGAUAAACAGUGCUCCAUAACCGAAAACUGCUGCGACGACUAUGUACCAGUCUGUGCAAGUUUGAUUACGUGCGAGAACAGAUGCGGUGCCCCAAGAGAUAUAACUCUUCAGUGUCAAUGUGAUGCCAACUGCAUGAAUAGAUUUGAUUGUUGUAUGAGAUAUGCCGUGGAAUGUGGAGGUAUUUCAGAAGAAACUUCAGCUGAUUCUAUACAUAGUUGCCAAGAUCGUUGCUUUGAGACAGAUACUACGAUUGAAUCAAGCUGUAGUUGCAAGUCUACAUGCCAGGAAUCUCAAACUUGUUGCCAUGAUUAUUUCUUCAAUGCUUGGAUACAACAGAAAACGGCAAUCAUGUUAAUAAUACAACCGAGGAGAUGGCAACAACCCAAUCGGGGGGCACAAGCACUUACAAAUUCACAAAACUCGGGAUCUGGACUGCAAUUUUUUCAAUCAUGAUGAUUUGUUCUGGUUGGGGGAACAAGAACUGAAAACACUGCUAGAACGGACUCUAAACUACUAGAAUGCAGUAUCUUGCUAUACCAAUUUCACAGACAUUUGAACAAACGAAAAUAGAGUUUGUAAUGAAACGUGUCUUACCAUUUUAUCACAUUACACAGUUUAUUUAUAUUUUGCCUCCUUGAAAAACGUGGUCUAUUUUCCAAAUUGCAAUUAUAAUAGAAUUCAACAUUUGAAAUAAAUUUUUCUCCAAAUGCUGAUAUUUCGACUAUCAAAAUGGCAUUCAUAA
Molecule: messenger RNA, 1015 nt
Organism: Styela clava
Lineage: Eukaryota; Metazoa; Chordata; Ascidiacea; Stolidobranchia; Styelidae
Biological process (GO): immune response
Molecular function (GO): polysaccharide binding; scavenger receptor activity
Source: RefSeq, a predicted model, not a curated record